AUGAACUUGCAAAACAACUGUGCAUCUGACGAGCAGGUCUCUUCUCACGCCACUACAAGCAACUUCAACCAAAUCAUCAACUCAACCACAUCGUCAAGUGAAGAGAUUACAGGGUCAGGUUCAGGUUCAGGUUCAGGUUCAGGUUCAGGUUCAGGUUCAAGACAUGCCACACCAGCCAUGUCAAGACAAUCAUCUCCAUCUAUACUACCGUCUCACUCGUCUAUCAAAUCCACAAUUAUCACAGACUCUGCCCCAAAUAAUUUGAAGGCACAAACACUUGUGCCGUUGUCUCCGCCAUCCAACCCUAGUUCAAAUUCACCAGUGUCUAACAUCCCCAACCAAGAUGUUUCAGUGGUUACUCCAUUUUUAGUGAAACAUAUCAGUGAUCAAAGCCUAAUACCAAAAGAUAACUUUCACAAGUACUGCUAUCGUCAUAACCCAGAUAUAACUUGUAACAAGCAAACGGAUGAAGUAAAGAUGAAAAAAUUACAAGAGAAACUAGAAGACUUACCCAAUAGAGAUCAAGAAGCUAUCAGUCAUGUUUGGUCUAUUUUCAGUGCUGCCCCAGAACAUCAUCGUAAAUUGAUUUUACAAGGUAUUUUAACGCAGUGUUGCUUCCCCCAAUUGUCAUUUGUUUCACAAGAAGUGGCAUCUUUAAUUAAAAUUGAUUUUAUUUCAACUUUACCACAAGAAAUUGCUUUGAAAAUACUUUGUUAUUUAGAUUGCAAUAGUCUUUGUAAUGCGGCACAAGUGUCACGGAAAUGGAAAACAUUAGCCGAUGAUGAUCGAGUUUGGCAUCACAUGUGUGAGCAACACAUCGAUCGUAAAUGCCCAAAUUGUGGUUGGGGACUUCCCUUGAUGCACAUGAAGCGAGCAAGAGAUAUGACUGAGGAAGAGAUCAAACCAAUUAGACGAAAUGAAGAUGCUGCAAGAGAAGCAAGAGAAGCCAACGAAACUGCAUCACAACAGGGGCAAUCGGUUGUUACACAACGCACACCAGAUGAGCCGGAGCGUAAAAAAGCCAAAGUUGAUUCAAAACCAACUACCACUUCCCCACUACUCAAGAAACGCCCUUGGAAAUCGGUUUACUCAGAGAGGUUUAAGUUGGAAAAGAACUGGCGCAAAGGAGUUUACAAGAUGAAGUCUUUUAUUGGCCAUAAGGAUGGUAUUACUUGUUUACAAUUUAACCGAAAAUAUCUAAUGACCGGCUCAUAUGAUUCGACAAUUAAAAUAUGGAAAGUUGAAACUGGUGAAUGUGUCAAGACAUUAACUGGUCAUACCAAAGGUGUACGGUCAUUAGUAUUUGAUAACCAGAAAUUAAUCACUGGUGGAUUAGAUUCGACUAUCAAAGUAUGGAAUUAUCACACAGGUCAAUGCAUUGCCACUUAUAGAGGACACGAUGAUGCUGUUGUUUCAGUCGAUUUUUCAAACAAGUCCAUCGUCUCGGGAUCAGCUGAUGGCACUGUUCGUGUUUGGCACGUUGAUUCAAGAACAUGCUAUACAUUGCGUGGUCAUACUGAUUGGGUCAAUUGUGUCAAGAUCCACCCGGGCUCAAAUACAAUAUUUAGUGCUAGUGACGAUACAACUAUUCGAAUGUGGGAUAUGAAUACCAAUCAAUGUCUCAUGACUUUUGGUGGCAUGGAUAAUAAUGGUCAUAUUGGACAAGUGCAGUGUGUGAUUCCAUUGACUUAUAAAGAGGAUUUGAUCGAGGAUGUAAGUGAAGGCGAAAGUGAACAAGAGCAAAGCGAUAGGGUAAGGCAACAACAACAACAACUGCAGCUUCACGCACAUCAACCUGAUGCACUGUCAUCACCAACGCAUCAAUUGCCAUCUUCUUCACAACAUCAACCACCAACAAACUUGGGCACCGCCUCUUCUUCCUCCUCUUCAUCGGUACGCAGUUUGGUUCCGGCAACAAACUCAUUCCCGACCCAUAUUCUCACUUCGUCCCUUGACAACACCAUCAAGCUAUGGGAUGUGACAACCGGGAAAUGCAUCCGCACCCAAUUCGGCCACAUUGAAGGCGUAUGGUCAAUUGCUGCCGACACAUUUCGAAUCAUUAGUGGAGCUCAUGAUCGCAUGAUCAAAGUAUGGGACUUACAAAAUGGAAAAUGUUUGCAUACGUUUGGUAAUGCUGCCAGUGUAUCUUGUGUUGCUUUGAGUGAUUCCAGGUUUGUGUCGGGAUUGGAAAAUGGCGAAGCAAGAAUGUAUUGCUUUGAUUAA
Messenger RNA from Lodderomyces parapsilosis, 2223 nucleotides. RefSeq names its product ubiquitin-binding SDF ubiquitin ligase complex subunit. The record is from RefSeq and is a predicted model, not a curated record. NCBI's taxonomy places the organism in Eukaryota, Fungi, Ascomycota, Pichiomycetes, Serinales, Debaryomycetaceae. The transcript has a single exon. Gene Ontology annotation, molecular function: protein binding. Bases 1 to 2223 code for a protein of 740 amino acids.